This is a messenger RNA of Thecamonas trahens ATCC 50062, 2105 nucleotides long. RefSeq lists its product as uncharacterized. The record is from RefSeq and is a predicted model, not a curated record. Bases 26 to 1993 code for a protein of 655 amino acids. The transcript is spliced from 2 exons. NCBI's taxonomy places the organism in Eukaryota, Apusomonadida, Apusomonadidae.
CCUUCCUUCUCCUCAACCCCCAAACAUGGAACGGUUCUCGGUGACACCGUCGCUUCCACGCGCCCGCACAGCAGCUGCUGUCGGCGCGCUGGCCCUCGCCAUGCUCGGCUGCCUGGCAGUCAUGCUCGCCCCGGGCCCAGCCUUCGACACUGCAGCGUACAUGGCUCCGGUGACGCGAUAUGCCAUCCCUGCCGACGAGGCUGUAGUUGCACACGAGGCAGGCCUGCUCCGCUACGCUGUUCCGUCGGAGGUCUACACUGUCGAUCCGGAGCACACGUUGACCGGCGCGGUGAUCACUGCGUCCGCGUCGCACGUUCCAGGCAUGGAUGGUGGCGCCCUUGCGGUGUUUGCAGCGGCAGAGGCUUCCAAGUCGCCAUACGUGGCCGAGCGGACGCGGCUGGUGUACACUGCGCGCUGCGCGCUCGAUGCCGCCGAUGGCAAGGACUGCAAAGUCGGUGAGCUCGGGUUUCAGUCGCUGGCGACGUCUGCGGCGGCAGUCGCCAGUCUGGACGCCGGCGCACGCGAGCAAGCGCUCACCUGGCUGACAGGCGAGAGCAUGUGGGAGGACGGCGCAGGCUUUCGCCCGGCGCCUAACCGGCAGGCGACGCUGCGCUCGGUGUAUGCCGGCUUGCACCUCGUUGCGCUCCUUGAUGGAUUCUCAAAGCUUUCCACGGAGCGUGCUGAUGCACUCGAGGUCAUCGUGGGGUUUGUGCUUGCUCAGCGCGACGCGUCGGUGGGCGGCUUUUGCGCUCGUGCCUCGCCCAAAGGCGUGAUCGCGCUCGGCAACCCGGACGCGGUGGCCUCCAUUGAGGCGACGUAUCUAGCAAUGCGCAUCCUGGCUGCUGUUGCCGAAACUGCGCCGGACCAGGUUCCCAGUAUUAGCUCGGCGCUGCUCGGUGACGAUGGCAACGGCCUGGCGCUGCUGCAGUCGUUUGUGGUCGAGGCGCAGCGGGCCGACGGCGGGUUUGGCAAGCAUCCGCUCACCACUCUGGCCGAGUACAUUGCCGAAGUCUCCGACCUUGCUAACACGCUCCGAGCGCUGGUGCUUGUGCAGCUGGACAUUCCAGCCUGGGCCGGGAACGACAUGCCUCCGCUGGCUGGCGCGGUGCUCCCGCGGGCACACGCCUUUGCCUCGGCCUGCUUCUCGACGCAGAUCGGCGUCUGUACCGACGACCUGUGCGAGGCGUUUGACUUUGACUCGGCGCUUCUGCUCACGCUUCUCCAGCCGCAUGCUGGCUGGAUCCUUGAGCCCCUGGCCUCGUCGCCGCAGGCGUUCUUCACUGCUGCAGUCGGACUUGUGGUCGCAUACAUCGGCAUGCUCUUUGCGCUGUAUGCCCCCCAGCUGACAGGCCUGCCGUGGCAUGAGCUGGCGGUGCAUGUCGGUGGUGUUGCCGCAGCCGGAGGCGUGGCGUACGGUGCGUGCGAGCUAGCAGGCUGGCCGAUUGUGGGUGCGGCAGGUGCUGCCGUCUUUCUGGUCCUCCACUGUGGGGCAUCGGCAAAGUUCCUCUUCUCCGGCCGUGACGAGACGCUUGCGACGCUGGUGGUUAUCAACGGGCUCACCCACAUGGCGCUAGUCCUCGCCAUGUACGCCGCCUUCCCGCUCCUUAUCCCGCAGGUGUACGGGCUCUACUUUCCGGCACUGGUGUACAUGAUGCUUGCGCCGCUGGUGACAGCGUUGGUGCGCGUGGCGGUGUACCCGAGCGCCGGCGGGCCGGUGCACGCUGACGAUCCAACGUCACCGACAGCCAACACAGUGGCAGCGUUCCGUGGCGCGCUCAUGGGCGCCGGACCCGGCCUCGCCCUCCAGUUUGUUGUUGUCUGCGUGCGGCCGGACUUGCCGGCGCUGGCGCGGCUGGCGCGGAUCGGCGGGCACCUGCCCAACAUCAUGCUUCUCCUCCCGGUGCUGCAGAUGCUCGGCGGCGCUUUCUUUGCCGUUGUGGCUGGGCGUGGUCUUGACAUGUUGGUGCAGCAUGCAAAGCCCAAGUCCGAGUAGAGCUAGUUUACACCCGCGCCGGCUCGAGGUCAUAAUCGUCAUAGUAGUCCCAGUCUGAGAACGCGUCCUCAGCCUCGACGCCGGGCAGACCCGAGGUCGGCGAGAGUGGCAG